AUGGCUCGUAGACGUUUUUUAUCGCUGGAAAGACGACUUGAACGUGACUCUACUUUGAAAUCGAUGUAUGUAGAAUUUAUGGAAGAAUAUGUGUCUCUUGGCCAUAUGUCACCCUACACCCAAUCGUUGAAUGAUUCGCACUAUAUUAUACCUCAUCAUUGUGUUCUCAAGCCCCAAAGUGCUACUACAAAAAUUCGUGUCGUAUUUGAUGCAUCAGCUCGUAGCUCGUCGAAUCAUUCCUUGAAUGAUAUAUUGAUGGUCGGUCCAACAAUUCAGCAGGAUCUGAUCACCACACUUUUCUCGUUUCGAUUGCACAAAUACGCUCUCACUGCAGAUAUUUCAAAAAUGUAUCGGCAGUUUCGCAUAGAUGAAAGAGAUAGAAGAUAUCAACUCGUAUUGUGGAGAAGUAACAAAAAUGAUGAACUCAAGGUAUUCAAAUUGAACACAGUAACUUAUGGCUUAUCGGCCGCCCCAUUUUUGGCAAUUCGUAGUUUGUUUCUCAUUGCAGAUAAAUACAACACAACUCAUCCUCAUGGUUCGGAGGUCUUACGACAAGAUCUUUACGUCGAUGACGUACUUACAGGCGCCGAUAGCAUUGAGACUCUGGCUCUUAAAAGAGACGAGUUGAUCCAAAUAUUGAAAUGGCAUGGUAUAGAAUUGGCAAAGUGGAAUAGCAACCAUGCGUCGCUCACUUCGAAUGAUGUUGAAGAAAUCAUCAUAAAAACAUCGGAUAACGACAUAACUAAAACAUUAGGUAUGUCCUGGAAACCUCAGCAAGAUGUUUUCCUUUAUAGAUUCGAGUUGCCCGAUGUCACAAAUCCAACUAAAAGAUCAAUUUUGUCGAUCGUAUCCAAAAUCUACGAUUUGCUUGGAAUUUUGAGCCCAAUCGUUAUUCGUUGCAAAAUUCUUCUUCAAGAAUUAUGGGUUCAAAAUAUUGGAUGGGAUGAUCCUCUAAACGAUCAUCUCAAGGCUUUGUGGCUCCAAAUCAAAGAAGAUUUAUCGUACAUCCAUCAAGUAGAAGUCCCAAGAUAUGUACUUACGUUGUCCAAUCGACAUGGCGAAAUACAUGGUUUCGCAGAUGCUUCUCAACGUGCAUAUGGUUGUUGUAUUUAUUAUCGUGUCUCAGAAAAUGGUAUGUACAAAACCACAUUACUGAUUGCCAAAUCGAAAGUAGCUCCUAUCAAAGCCCAAUCUCUACCUCGUCUCGAAUUGUGUGCUGCAGUGUUACUCAGUAAAACGUGGCUCAAAAUCAAGUCUAAAAUUGAAAAUUUCGUCUCAUCGUUGUACUUUUGGACAGAUUCGAAAAUAGUACUCCAAUGGCUCAAAAUGCAUUCGUCAACUUUGAAUUGUUUCGUGGCAAAUCGUGUCUCUGAACUUCAAGAAGAAACUCGAAACAUCAUUUGGAGACAUGUCCCAACGAAAAGUAACCCAGCUGAUAUCGUAUCUCGUGGUUGUUGUGCUCAAGAAUUGUCGAAUACAAUCUGGUUUCGUGGCCCAUCGUUUCUAGAAGAAGAUGUCCCAACUUGGCCAGGAACUGAAGACGAGAUGACAAUUGAAGUCCCAGAACGCAGAAAGGCCGCCGUCUUUAAAAACACAGCCUGUGAAAACAAUGUCAUCAAUGACAUUCUGGAUAAGUGUCCCAUAAGUCGUUCGUUGAAGGUCAAAGAUGUUGUCCACAUAGCUCCUAAGGAACUUGAAGACACCUUUUGGAAGGUCAUCUCACUGGUCCAGCUCUCAUGUUACUCAUCGGACAUACAAGCAAUUGAAAGUGGGACCGUCGCUCAUCCAUCUCUGCAAAAAUUAACACCAUUUUUGCACAAAAUGAAAGUGGGAAAUGAGGAGAUUAAUAUUCUUCGAGUUGGCGGACGUUUAACAAAUGCUCCGAUUCCGUAUGAUGCAAGAUUUCCUGCCUUGUUGCCCAAAGACCAUCGAUUCGUCAAGCUGUUUGUAGAGCAUUUCCAUCGAAUUCAUUUGCACGCCGGUCCAAAGGUGUUGUUGGGCAUUUUACGCCAGAAAAUCUGGAUAAUCAAUGCCAGAGAAGUAGUUCGGAAGAUUGUUCGAAAUUGCGUGCAUUGUUUUCACUAUAAACCAAAAUUGUUGGGGCAAAUAAUGGGAAAUUUGCCAGUUGAUCGUCUUAGAGCUCAACGUCCCUUCUUGGUAACUGGAGUUGAUUUUUGUGGCCCUUUCAUGACGUCAUACAGGAUUCGAGGGAAGUCACCCUACAAAACCUACAUCGCAGUUUUCGUUUGCUUCAGUUCCAAAGCUACCCAUUUGGAACUCGUAUCGGAUUUGUCAGCAAACAACUUUAUAUUGUGUCUCAAACGAUUCGUGGGAAGACGUGGAAUUCCCCAGAAACUCUUUUGUGACAACGCAACUAAUUUCGUAGGAGCUUGUAACAGACUGAAAGAGCUCAAGGAAUCAUUUUUUAAUGAUGAAGUUGUCCAAAAAAUGAAAUCGAUUUGCUGUCAAAUGGGUCUUGAAUUCAAUUUCAUACCCCCACGCGCCCCACACUUCGGAGGAUUGUGGGAGGCAGCGGUAAAAUCCACAAAAACGUUGCUCAACAAGAACAUAACAGAGUCGUAUCUUACAUUUGAAGAGUUGCAGACCCUGGUAGUCGAAGUAGAAGCAAUAUUGAACUCUCGUCCAAUUGCUCCCAUGUCAGACGAUCCCAACGACGGGGAGGCGUUGACACCAGGUCAUCUCCUUAUUGGUUCAUCUUUGGUGGCAAUACCUGAACAACAACUUGAUGUUACCAAACCAUCGUUGCUAAAUAGAUGGCAAC
Messenger RNA from Musca vetustissima, 2782 nucleotides. RefSeq lists its product as uncharacterized. The transcript is spliced from 2 exons. NCBI's taxonomy places the organism in Eukaryota, Metazoa, Arthropoda, Insecta, Diptera, Muscidae. Gene Ontology annotation, biological process: DNA integration. Gene Ontology annotation, molecular function: nucleic acid binding. The annotation marks the transcript as partial. The record is from RefSeq and is a predicted model, not a curated record.